UAUGUGUUCACAGAGGCCGGUGAUCUGUCCUCCUUUUUCAAGAUGUCGGUGUUCGGGCCAGUGGUGAAAAUUCACCCCGUCGUUCUCGCUUCUAUCUGCGAUUCAUACGAACGGAGAAAUGAGGGAGCGAGUCGUGUGAUCGGGACUCUUUUGGGUACCAUCGACAAACACUCUAUUGAGGUGACCAACUGCUUCUCAGUCCCUCACAAUGAGUCUGAAGAUGAGGUUGCCGUGGACAUGGAGUUUGCCAAGAACAUGUAUGAGCUUCACAAGAGGGUAUCUCCCACUGAGGUCAUCAUUGGAUGGUAUGCCACAGGCUUUGACAUCACAGAGCACUCAGUGCUCAUCCACGAGUAUUACAGCCGCGAGGCCUCCAACCCCAUUCACCUGACCGUGGACUCGGCGCUGCAGAGCGGCAAAAUGAACAUCCGUGCCUACGUCAGUGCGCAGAUGGGUGUGCCAGGAAAAACAGUUGGUGUGAUGUUCACCCCACUGACUGUCAAGUACGUCUACUAUGACACAGAGAGGAUAGGCGUGGAUCUUCUCCAGAGGACACGUGUGACCCCCAGUCGCACCAAGGGUUUGACCUCUGACCUUUCCCAGGUGGCUGGUUCUGCAGCCAGGGUACAGGACAUGCUGACCACUGUGCUGGCUUACAUCGAGGAUGUGCUAUCUGGCAAAGUGACUGCAGAUAACAGCGUGGGCCGCUUCCUGAUGGAUCUGGUCAACAAGGUGCCCACCAUCUCAGCCGAGGACUUUGAGAACAUGCUCAACUCCAACAUCAACGACCUGUUGAUGGUGACCUACCUGUCCAACCUCACCCAAGCACAGAUCGCUCUGAACGAGAAGCUGGUGCUGCUCUGAGGAGGAUUCCUUUCAAGUGAUUCAUAUUUAAUUUUUGUACUUUUUUUUUUUUUUGGCUGAGAUGAAUAAAGAUGUUAAACAGUCACACAGCUUCCGUUCCUGUUCAGGUUUCCGGCACCGUCCUCAGUGGUAUUAUAAUUACAAGUAAUGCAAUUUGGUUUCUCACAAAUGGAUAAUGAAUGUUGCAGGAAGGAGUAUGCCGCUAAUUUAAGGUCUGGCUUUUUAAAUUUAUGUUCAUGAACCAAUCGUUAGACAGCUGGAGUUGGCUGCUGUUAAUGACGCAUGGAAUAAUAUUUGACUUUGGAAUGAAGUAACCUGCAAUUUUCUCAGCUUAUCAAGUAUUUAGUGAUUUAAAAAGUCAAACUGAUCAAGAGAACAUGCAGAUAUUCAGAAAAAAGUAGUCAUUUUUGAUCGGUGUUGCACCUCAUAGUAAUUACAAUGAUAUUUAAUUUGAAGGAAACACUUUUUCUCAGUCUGAAUGACAUAUCCAGCCAUGUUCUCAGCUGAUGAAGAGUAAAAAGCCACAACAUGUUUGCUAAAAAAACAAACAUAUUUUGAUAAAUUCAGUCAUUUUUGAUCCGUGGUGCAGUUUGACAUGAUACAUGAAACUGUUUCUUAAAAUGUAUGAAAUAAGCAGCAUUUUAUUUAGUUAAGUAUUUAAAAAGCCUGAAAAUGAGUCCAAAACAAAGAUAUUCUGAAUAAUGUUGUCAUUUUUGAUACAUGUUACAACUACAAUGUUUGGGGGAAACGGUUUUUUCUUAAAAGCAAUGAAACAACUAGCGAUUUUUCUCAGCUGUUUAAGUAUUAAACAAGAUAGAAAAUGUGUGAUCAAGUGUCCAAAACGCAGAAAUUCUGAAAAAUGUAGUCAUUUUUUUGCUUUGUGUUGCAGCUUGUUGUGAAAGUUUAAACAAUAUUAAAUUAUAGGGGAAGUUUUUUGGAAUAUGAAUGAAAUAUCCUGCAAUUUUCUCACCAAAUCAAGUGUUAAAAAGUCAGAAGAUGUCUAAUCAAGACUCCAAAAAAAAAGAUAUGAGAAAUUUGGUCAUUUCUUGUAUCAGUAAAGCAGCUUGGCAUGAUAAUUGAUUUAAUGGAAACCGUCAUUGUGAAUGAAAUAGCACUUUUCUCAGUUGUUUGAACAUUAAAAAAGCUGGAAAAUGUG
This is a messenger RNA of Acanthochromis polyacanthus (spiny chromis), 2020 nucleotides long. It is a transcript of the gene eif3f, whose product is annotated as eukaryotic translation initiation factor 3, subunit F. Gene Ontology annotation, molecular function: translation initiation factor binding; metallopeptidase activity; translation initiation factor activity. Gene Ontology annotation, biological process: translational initiation. The record is from RefSeq and is a predicted model, not a curated record. Gene Ontology annotation, cellular component: eukaryotic translation initiation factor 3 complex, eIF3m. Lineage: Eukaryota; Metazoa; Chordata; Actinopteri; Pomacentridae. The transcript is spliced from 8 exons. Bases 43 to 864 code for a protein of 273 amino acids.